UGGCGCUGAUGGCCCUGUUCUCUCCGCAGGUGCUGCUGUCGGGGCUGAUCGGCAUCACUGCCUGGAGGAGACCCAUCGCCAUGACAAUCACGUGUUUCCUGCUGCUGUCCGCAGUUUGUGUGAUGCUGAACCUGGCCGGUUCCAUCCUCUCCUGUCAGAACGCUCAUCUCAUCGCUUCCCUCCAACGAUGUAUGUUGUACAAGUUUGACCGUGCAGGAGUUUGUGUAUGCUGUGAGAUACAGGAGCGAGCGACAGAAUGCACUCAUCUGGGGGAAACGCUGAAGCUGAACCCAGUGCUGGAAUGCGGUGCUGUGCGGGUGCUGUUGAAGGAUCUGCUGUUCAGUAUCUGCACACUCAAUGUCAUCUCCACGAUGGUGUGUGCACUCGCUACUGCCACCUGCUGCACACAGAUAGUAACCGCGGACAUUAUACACAUGUUUAUUCCACAGAGAUUGAGAGCGGGGACCCCCGAGUGCUGGAUCCCGAAUGAUGUAGGUGUGCCCCAGGUCAUGGAUUAUGAUGAAUUUAUCCCUCCUAUUCCUCCUCCUCCGUACUAUCCUCCAGAGUAUACACGCAGCCCAGCAUUGGAUACCCAGAGGCUGCUGCACCUGCAUUUCCCCUGCAGAGCUUCUCCUUGUGAUGUUACUGUUGCCAGCCAUGGCGAUCAGUACCCUUCCGAGCUACCUCCGCCUUAUGAGGCUGUCGUCAGUGAAUCCUCCACUGCUCAGCACGUAGCCAGGGACUCUCACGGGAUGGAGCAGUGGUCGAUCUGUCGGCCCAACCUGUUCCAGAGGAGCCCAGCCAUGACAUUUAGCUCACAAGUGUCCGGCGUUGUCUCGCCAGCUGCCUCGGGAGCUGAGGGUGUCCAAGGACACACCUCGCCUGCGGAUCUGUAUUGGCUGGAAGUUCAGGUGUUGCUCGGUGCUGGUGAGAUGUCUUUGUACAACACGAUCUACGGCAGCCACAGUGACAGCUGUCCGAGCCCGGCCACGGCCCACAGGAGGUCAGCAGAAGUGGCUGCGUGUCAGUCAGAUUGCUGUGUGGACGGGCUGCCAGCAAGUUACAGGCCCCAGCUAUUCCCCCAGCGACCCCUCGCCUCUCCAUCCCUCCUAAACUCAAACCAACACUGUCAACUCCUCAGUCGGGCCCUGCCAACGAGCGCUUCAACCUCAGGAUCCAGAAACAGCCCUAGCAGGAGGCAGAGGGACAGAAUGGUUCGGUCAACAAGUGACCCGGUGACGUGCUGUUCUCUGACAGACGCUCCCGCUGCCCCGCUGGAAGCCGGUUGCUUUGGGGCAGUCGCACGCCUUCGCUCGUUGAGGCCCCAGAAGGACGCAGGGAGAGUGGUCGCCCGGUGCAGGCACCGAGCCUUGCAGGCGGUGGGCAAGGAGCGGCCACACUCCCUCGUGGACCUCAAAACAUAUAAAGAUACGAAGAUCCUGGUGGCCAAAUUCCUGGAGCACUCGAAGUGCUCGCUGCCUCCCGAGGUCAGGCAUGUGGUCAACAACAUCAGGACCGUCAUCAAAUCAGACGAGGUACACAUGGAGGAGGCCAUCUUCAGCGCCAGGGUCCUUGAGGAGCUAUGUUAUUUUCAUGAGUUUGCUGACACACCCUGCCUCCACCGCCUCCGUGGGUCAUCCAUUCCAUACAUUCACCGCUCUCUCUGUAAAGUGAUGACGGGUUCCCAGCGUCACACCAAGGUGGGUGGGCCCCGGUCCCAGGGUGGUCUGCACCUGCACAGCUGUGGGGAUCUGAGCUCCCCGGUGGCGUUCCCGACACACGGAGACUCCCUGCAGCUUCACCAGCUGCAGCUCCGAGUCAGCAGGGAGACCGUUCUGUGAACAAGGACACGGGGGCUGAGACAAGUCGUGGCAACUGCCCCCCGCCCCCCCCGCCCCCAACCUGGGCAGGAGCAGAUUUUCCAGUGUUCACUCGGACGUUCCCACAAAUCCUGCUCAGAACAACUUGUAUUUAUAUAGCGCCCUUCACGCGAAGUAGCGUCCCAAAGCGCUGCAUGAACGACAGGGGAUGUGGAGACAAGGUGAAAGUACAUACAGAGCACCGGCUUCUGAGGCCGUCAGUGCCUGCACGUGGAGGAUGGCAGCUCUCCCAAGGCCAGCGCAGACCUUAGCCCCUAUGUAUCGAGGGACAUUCAAGGUUAAUACGCUGAGCAGCUCUGGGAGUGUUAAUACCAUGUUAAAUUAUUACACUUUAUUUUUAUGUAUCUUGUUUUUAAUUAUGCGGAGUGAGAAGCAGUGAGAACCUUUUGUACGAAGCUCAGAAAUAAAUUUGAAACGGUCGCCUCCAAA
Molecule: messenger RNA, 2309 nt
Organism: Callorhinchus milii (elephant shark)
Lineage: Eukaryota; Metazoa; Chordata; Chondrichthyes; Chimaeriformes; Callorhinchidae
Gene: entrep2
Product: family with sequence similarity 189 member A1
Exons: 11
Coding region: 9-1841 (610 amino acids)
Cellular component (GO): membrane
Source: RefSeq, a predicted model, not a curated record